AGCCUCUUUCGCUUUUUUGCGUUCCACACUUCGCUUAUACGCUGGCCGUGACACUGACGAAGCCGCCGCUGGCUUGCCACUGCUUCCACACAUCAGUGCACUGUGGACGCAGCAUCAGCCGGCAGACGAAAAACUUAUCGGCUGUAAAUCAUUCAAGCGUUUGACAACGCCGUGAACGGACGCGUCUGCUCGCCCAAGUCGAAUAAAUCAAAAGUGUUGAAUGUGAAAAAUAUUAAAAAAUGUAAAUCAAAUCCACAACCACAUUAAAGCAGUGACAUAACUUUAAAUUAAAAAAUCCACAUACAAAUAUGAAUAUAACAACAAAGCAACACGAUUAAAUCAAGAAAUUCAUUGUUGUUUGGCGACCCAAGCCUUGUGUAUUUAAAAAUCUAUUGUCGAAUUAUGAUUAAAUAAAGACGCCAUAAGGAACACAUAUCAGCAUACGUCAACUCAGCCGCAUUCAUACACAAUUUUCCACACUGAAUAAAAUCAACGCGUUCGCUGCUCUGCAUUAAAAAGCUGCUGUCCGUCCUCUGCGGUCGACACACACAGACGGCCCCUUCAGCUGUGGAGUUACGCUUUUAUCGCACACUUGCCGCAAAGUGAAUGUAAACAAAGACGUUGCAAGCAUAAAUUCAAAGAGCAUUAAAUCGAGUGAGUUUGUGGGCACCGACAACAAUUGCAUAACUGUAGCCGAAGCGCCUACGGCCACACAAUGGCCUUCCUCUUCGAACCAUUUCAGGCCGAUGAUCAAUAUUUGCGUGAAUUCCUUUCACAUCUCUAUCUUAAUUGCAUAGUACGUUACCAGAAUGAAACCGGCUCGGCGGUCAAUGAUACGGAUGAUGAUGCAAACUACAUUGGGGUGCCGCGUUACCUCGAGGAGGCCGUGCUCAACGAGGGCAGCAUAGACUUAUCGAAUGUGGACGAAGCGAAGGCGGAACAAAAUGAACUCUUCGCCUACAUUUCCAAGCAUAGCUUGAAGCCAUUAACAACAACUACUACAACAACAGCAGCAACAACCACAAGCGUGUAUAACAAUACAUUGCCGAGCAACUUAAAUGAGUCGUACCCAUAUAUCAACAACAUUAUUGUCACUUCAACGCCUGCAACCAGUUUCAACGCAACUGCAAAUGGCACUGCUUCAACUUCGUCUGCAACUUCGGCAACUGCUCCUGGCUCAUCGCCACUGCGCUUUUGCCCAUUGCGCUUCGACGGCUACCUCUGCUGGCCGCGCACACCCGCCGGCACUGUCUUGAGUCAAUAUUGUCCGGAUUUUGUGGAGGGCUUCAAUCGCAAAUUUCUGGCGCAUAAAACUUGCCUGGAGAACGGCACCUGGUAUCAUCAUCCAGUUAGUGGACGCGAAUGGUCCAACUACACCAAUUGCAUUGAUUAUGACGACUUGCAGUUUCGCAGUUUUGUAAACGAGCUGUACGUGAAAGGCUAUAUCGUUUCCUUAAUCGCAUUAUUGCUUUCACUUAUCAUAUUCCUGGGCUUUAAAUCUUUGCGCUGCACACGCAUACGCAUACACGUGCAUCUGUUCGCUUCGCUGGCCUUCACUUGCAUCGCCUGGAUACUCUGGUAUAAGUUUGUGGUCGAACAACCCGAUUUAAUAGGCAAUAAUCCGCCCUGGUGCAUAAUUCUACACCUGGUCGUGCACUAUUUUAUGCUGGUGAAUUACUUUUGGAUGUUUUGUGAGGGGCUGCAUUUGCAUUUGGUGUUAGUGGUGGUCUUUGUUAAGGACACCAUUGUGAUGCGUUGGUUCAAGCUCUUCGCCUGGAUGUCACCCAUACUUGUGCUGAUGGCUUAUGGAGCGGCAAGAUUUCUACACACUGACGAUAAUACACACUGCUGGAUGGACGAUAGUCUGCUGCUUUGGAUCCUUUCAGUGCCCAUUUGUGCAUCGCUCUUGGCUAGUUUUGUUUUUCUCAUCAAUGUUUUGCGCGUGAUUGUGCGUAAAUUGCAUCCGCAGUCAGCGCAGCCGGCACCGUUGGCCAUACGGAAAGCAGUGCGCGCCACAAUAAUAUUGAUCCCACUAUUCGGCUUACAGCACUCGUUGCUACCCUACCGCCCCGACACUGGCACACCAUUGGAGCGCUUCUAUCAAAUACUCUCGGUGAUUUUGGUGAGUUUGCAGGGUUUCGUUGUCUCCUUUCUCUUUUGCUUCGCCAAUCAUGACGUCACAUUCGCCAUACGCACUCUCUUGAAUCGGCUAAUGCCAGCAUUGAUUUCACCACCGCCACCGGGCACCCAUACGGGACAGAUGGCAACGACAACACCGAGUCGCGAGUUGGGCGUGUAAGCAGUGGGAGAGCGAGCAACUAGGGGAAGGUGUCAAGGAUUAUGUUGAGGAUAGAGCUACAGGCGGACCUGAUAUAGAAGAAGAGGAAGAAGCUAAAAGCGGGUGAAAUUGAAUGAGGGCAAAGCCAUAAAGAUGUGGAGAAUAUCAAACAUUUAGUUUUGAAAAAGCCAAAUAUAUAUUUAUAUAGAAAUUACUCUAUAAGAGCACCAAAUUAUGCAGGAAGGAAUCAUACUCAAUUCCACUAACAAAAAUAAACGCUGAGAGCAUAUAAAAACCAAUUAUUAUAUUAUAUAUUUAAGUAGAGCUAAUAUAUAUUAGUAGUAGUAUAUAUUAUAUAUCAACUGUACUACAAAUUAUCUGUGUAUAAGCAUCACUGUAAUUUAUUUAAAAGCACACGGAAAUAUAAUAAAUGGGUAAAAUAAUAAUUUGAGACCAAAAAAUGCAAAUUC
Zeugodacus cucurbitae (melon fly) is the source of this 2748-nucleotide messenger RNA. RefSeq names its product calcitonin gene-related peptide type 1 receptor (gene hec). Gene Ontology annotation, molecular function: calcitonin receptor activity. Bases 716 to 2299 code for a protein of 527 amino acids. Gene Ontology annotation, cellular component: plasma membrane. The transcript has 12 exons. Gene Ontology annotation, biological process: cell surface receptor signaling pathway; adenylate cyclase-modulating G protein-coupled receptor signaling pathway. Lineage: Eukaryota; Metazoa; Arthropoda; Insecta; Diptera; Tephritidae. The record is from RefSeq and is a predicted model, not a curated record.